GAAGGCUAGGACUCAGGGGCGGGGUUGGAGAAUGCAGACAGAGCAACAGCUUGAGCUCUGGGACUACAGUGAACUGAAAGUAAGAGCGUGGUGUGCUCUCAACGAAGGAGUGAGAAAGGGAAAGCCAGAAAAGGAGAUGAAAGGAAAACAAGAAACAUCAAUCUACGUAAAGGAGGGCGUGUGGACAAAAGACUGACAUUGUAGUUCUAUAGGAGCCUAGCGGAGGGGGAGAAAAGAGGGGGGAAAGGAGAGAGGAGAUUUUUAUAGGGUACAGACAGAGAUAUGAUAGUCUGCUUAUAGAAGAGGUGUGCCUGGAAACGCUCUGAGAAAGAGACAGAGGGGGAGAGACAGAGAGAGAGGGAGAAAGAGAGGGCGGAAAAUGAGGGGGGAGUGAGUGAGACAGAAAGAUUAACCGCAGUCAGAAAGAGCGAGAGUGAGCAGUGAAGGACAAUCUGGGGCAAAUAGCAAGGGAGGGAGGGGGAGGUAAAAAUAAGAAAAAGAAAGAGGGGAAAGGUCUGAAACAAACUAAUGUGUAAGUGCUGAGUGAAGGACAAUAGGAGAGAGGGAGAGAGAGAGAAAAUAAGAGGAGGGGGCCAGCCAGAGGAAGUAGCAGGGCAAGAGAGGCAUGAGGGGACUGUUCUCCUUUCUGCUCACCCUGUCCAUCCUGGGGACUGUCCUGACUGCACUCGUCUGGUACUUCUUCAGCAAACACAAUGUUCAACCUGGCAGACCCCACCACAAAAGUCAUAUUAUGAACUCUGGGCCAGUCCCCUCCAGAACAUGCAAGGGCUGCAGGGAUACAGUCACUGACAAAGUGGUGGAGCUCUACUCGCACAGCUGGAGGAAGCAGGAGGACAAGUUCAGAGAUUUCAGGUCUCUUCUGAGUAACAGAUGUCAUGGACUCACCAAAGCUAUGGUAACACAGGCUAACACUCCUCUGGGGUCAAAGGUUGUGUACGAUGGAGAGAAGAGGAAGCCUCUUCAGGUGACCCCUGAACUGUUCAGCACCUUUGCUAAGGAGAAUCCUUUUGUGAAUACGACAUGGGAUACGUGUUCUGUGGUUGGGAAUGGGGGAAUCCUAGCUAAUAGCAGCUGUGGAGAGAAAAUCGACUCCGCCCAGUUUGUUAUCAGGUGUAACCUCCCUCCUCUGGAGAAUGGCUAUGAGCGAGACGUGGGCAACAAGACAGACUUGGUGACAGCUAAUCCCAGCAUCCUCAUGGAGAAAUAUGGGGGCCUGCAGGAGCGUCGUCGGCCCUUUGUGGAGAGCCUGCGUAGCUAUGGCGACUCCCUGAUGCUCCUGCCAGCCUUCUCGUACGGCCACAACACGCCUGUGUCUCUGCGGGCCCUCUACACCAUCCAGGACUUUGACAGCCCCUCGCGGCCCGUCUUCCUCAACCCAGAGUACCUACAGAGUCUGGCGCGCUUCUGGCAGGGCCAGGGCCUGCGAACGGUACGCCUCAGCACAGGACUCAUCGUGGCGAGCCUGGCGUUGGAGCUGUGUGCCAACGUGCAUCUCUAUGGGUUCUGGCCCUUUAAUGAACACCCCCACCGACACCAGCCCCUCACCAACCACUACUACGACGACAGGCAGAGUAAGAAGACGGUGCACGCCAUGCCCGCUGAGUUUGACCACCUGCUAAGACUCCACACCCAGGGCGUGCUCAGGAUACACCUGGGAGAGUGUGCACCCACCGCCAGGUAUUACUGCACUGUUGGAGCAAGAAACAUAAGCAUUUUGCUGCAACUGCGUCAACAUCAUCGCCAAAAUAUGUGUAUGCGACCAAUAAAAUGUGAUUUGAUUUCAUUGGGCGGUUGAUAUAACUCACCUGCGAAUUGCUGGGAUCAGAGCAGAGUGAGCAGUUGCCUGGUAUCCAUGCCAAUCAGCCAAUCACUGCCAGAGGAGAAGCUGACUGGACGGAGUACAUCCUGUCAUUUGUGCCUGCAUUAUCACCGUGGACACUGAACAUGUGCAAUAGAAUAUAGGACUAUUACUUACAGGGAGUGCUUUUUUCUUUCAUUUGAAUUGGUUACUAUAGGUUAUGAAGUACUGUUAGUUUACAUAGGCUAGUGAGAUUUAAGAGAGGCCUAUCAGGAGACAGGUCUACCCAUAAUAAACCAACACUACAACUAGGACAGAAAGAGCAGGAUUAUUAGUCCUAAAAUUGGGAAAAGAUUUGUCCGUUUCUCCCCCAUUCCAAAAACCCGUCAUGCUCUUAUACACACAGUUGGUCAGCACAACUCACUACUCAGAACUUUUUUAGUAAGACACAGACCAGGGCCGGUAUUUACAAAGCGUCUCAGAGUAGUAAUGCUGGUCUUCAGUGUACACAACAUGAAGAAUACCUUCACCCCUCCCCCCAUUUUGCCCUCAUAACAGCCACAAUUCAUCAGGGCGUGGACUCUUCAAGGUGUUGAAAGCGUUCCACGGGGAUGCUGACUCCAACGCUUCCCACAGUUCUGUCAAGUUGACCGUAUGUGCUUUGGAUGGUGGACCAUUCUUGAUACACGCGGGAAACUGUUGAGCAUGAAAAUCCCAAAAUUCACUGCUGUUCUCGACACAAACCGGUGCGCUUGGCACCUACUACCAUAACCUGUUCAAAGGCACUCAAAUAUUUGAUCUUGCCCAUUCACUCUGUCAAUGGCACACAUACACAAUCCAUGUCUCAAUUGUCUCAAGGCUUAAAACUCCUUCUUGACCCAGUCUCAUCCCCUUCAUCGACACUGAUUCAAGUGGGAUUAAUAACGGAUCAUAACUUUCACCUGGAUUCAGCUGGUCAGUCUAUGUCAUGGAAAGAGCAGGUGUUCACAAUGUGUUGUACACAGAGUGUGAUUACAAUCUAAAAGGCCAAACUGAUCUUAGAUCAGCACUCCGACCCUGAGAUGAUUUCUGAAUAUGGGCCCAGAAGUUUUCUACAUUGCAAAUACGAGUCUAUUUCCAUACAAGGAUACAUUUUGGCAAUUGUAUUUUUUAUUUCACACAUCAACAACAUGAUACACAACUACUGUACCUAUAAAAAAAUAUAUUAUCUUUAUCAUUUGAAGGCAAUAAAAUAACCAAUUCUAGAAGAUAUCUGUAAAUACAAUCUUUUGUUAAUUUUUAGAAAUUUUUAUUGAAGAAAAAAAAAAGUUUGAAAAACACGACUGGUCAGAAAAACACACAAAAACACAC
Oncorhynchus keta (chum salmon) is the source of this 3169-nucleotide messenger RNA. RefSeq names its product alpha-2,8-sialyltransferase 8F-like. Gene Ontology annotation, biological process: oligosaccharide metabolic process; N-glycan processing. Bases 626 to 1816 code for a protein of 396 amino acids. Gene Ontology annotation, molecular function: alpha-N-acetylneuraminate alpha-2,8-sialyltransferase activity. The record is from RefSeq and is a predicted model, not a curated record. NCBI's taxonomy places the organism in Eukaryota, Metazoa, Chordata, Actinopteri, Salmoniformes, Salmonidae. The transcript is spliced from 8 exons.